Messenger RNA from Terrapene triunguis (Three-toed box turtle), 831 nucleotides. It is a transcript of the gene SOX21, whose product is annotated as SRY-box transcription factor 21. The record is from RefSeq and is a predicted model, not a curated record. Gene Ontology annotation, molecular function: RNA polymerase II cis-regulatory region sequence-specific DNA binding; DNA-binding transcription factor activity, RNA polymerase II-specific. Gene Ontology annotation, biological process: anatomical structure morphogenesis; regulation of DNA-templated transcription; cell differentiation. The coding region runs from base 1 to 831 and encodes 276 amino acids. The transcript has a single exon. Lineage: Eukaryota; Metazoa; Chordata; Testudines; Emydidae.
AUGUCCAAGCCGGUGGAUCAUGUCAAGAGGCCCAUGAACGCCUUCAUGGUGUGGUCCCGGGCGCAGCGCCGGAAGAUGGCCCAGGAGAACCCCAAGAUGCACAACUCGGAGAUCAGCAAGCGCCUGGGGGCCGAGUGGAAGCUGCUCACCGAGGCGGAGAAGCGGCCCUUCAUCGACGAGGCCAAGCGGCUGCGGGCCAUGCACAUGAAGGAGCAUCCCGACUACAAGUACCGGCCCCGCCGGAAGCCCAAGACCCUGCUCAAGAAGGACAAGUUCGCCUUCCCGGUGCCCUACGGCCUGGCGGAUCCCGACCACCCGCACGGGCUGAAGGCGGCCGGGCUGCACGGCGGGGCAGGCGGGGGCCUGGUACACGACUCCCUGCUGGCCAACCCGGAGAAAGCGGCCGCCGCCGCCGCAGCAGCAGCCGCCCGGGUCUUCUUCCCCCAGUCGGCGGCCGCCGCCGCCGCAGCAGCUGCCGCCGCGGCCGCCAGCAGCCCCUACUCGCUGCUGGACCUGGGCUCCAAAAUGGCAGAGCUCUCGUCGUCCUCCUCCGCCUCGGCGCUGCCCUACGCCUCCUCCCUGGCCUACCCAGGAGCCGCGGGAGCCGGCGCCUUCCACGGGGCCGCCGCCGCCGCCGCAGCUGCCGCUGCCGCCGCCGGGGGGCACACUCACUCGCACCCGUCCCCGGGCAACCCGGGCUACAUGAUCCCCUGCAACUGCAGCGCCUGGCCCAGCCCGGGCCUCCAGCCGCCCCUCGCCUACAUCCUGCUGCCCGGCAUGGGCAAGCCCCAGCUGGACCCGUACCCGGCAGCCUACGCGGCGGCGCUAUGA